CCAAACGGCUUCCAUCUCACCAAAUCACACAGUAGCCGUUGACGGCUCUUUAGAUGAAGGACCGAUCGAGUCCGAUAUUACAUUUGUCUUUCUCCCAUUUCAUUUAUUUUUGGAAAAAAAGAAAAGGAGUGCAAGCCUCACCAUACUCAAUGAGCGGACAGCGCAAUGUCAGAGCGCUCUGGGCAAACUGCAAAGGGGAAGGAAGGCAAAACCAAGUAUGCGUCUCUCAACCUGUUUGAUACAUACAAAGGAAAGAGCCUUGAAACACAAAAGCCUGUUGUUCCCCCCCGCCAUGGCCUGCAGUCUCUUGGUAAAGUUGCCUCCGCACGGCGUAUGCCACCCCCUGCCAACCUGCCCAGUCUGAAGGCAGAGAACAAAGGCAACGAUCCCAACGUCACGCUCGUUCCCAAAGACGGCACAGGAUGGGCAAGCAAACAGGACCAAGCAGACCCAAAGAGUACCGAUGCAUUGUCAGCACCGCAGCCGGAAUCGCAGCAGCCUGUGGCUACACCGACACCUGCACCGACCCGCCCGAAAACCCCUCCAGCUCCAGAGGUUCUGGUUGCAGCUUCAACCCAGGCCGUAGGGGCAAGGUCCUGGGCACAGGCCAGUGUUACACAUGGAACACAAGGGGAUGGUGGAAAGGGAUUAAACCUACAGUCGCCAUUCUCUCGCGAGGAAUUUCCCACACUGCAGGCGGCUGGCGACCAGGACAAAGCUGGCAGAGAACAGGGCACUGCAGAUCAGUGGUAUGGGCCCGGACCAAGCCUCCGCCCCCAAAACGUUACAAGUUGGCGGGACGGUGGGAGCCGCGCCAUGGCGCCCACCCUGUCUGGGGAGGGGGGAGUGGAGGGCGGCGCUGCUGGGGCUCUGGGGAUGGACGGGGUUGCUGGGGUCCCCCCUCCAAAUUCUCAGUCCCAUGGGCCACCUAGAAACCCUCCAGCAGGCAGCCCUGCCUUGGCCCUGCAACAGCAACCUGGUGGCCCGGGGUUCCCCCAAUAUCGAGGGAUCAUUCCUCCCUUUAUGUAUCCUCCAUACCUGCCCUUCCCGGGCCCCUAUGGCCCUCAGGGGCCCUUCCGGUACCCGGCACCUGGGGAAGGGCCUCCAAGGUUCCGGCAGGGAGGUCCUGACCGUUCUCAGGGCGGCCCACGUGAUUCAGGUGUAGAAGUUGUGAAGCGACCACCUAUCCUAAAGCAGGAUGACCUGAAGGAGUUAGACGAGCUUGACCAUGAUGGCGAUGAGGGCUGGGCAGGGGCUCAUGAGGAGAUUGAUUACUCCGCCAAGUUGAAGUUCAGUGAUGAUGAAGGAGAUGAAGAGGGGGAAGAGGAAAGAACCGAGAGCAAUAAUGACUCGUGUGAGCAGCAGAGGUCCCAGGAUGCACCCCCUGCAGCCUCUCGCUCUCGAGCCUCGGACAGCGGUGGCGACACCCGCCGCACCCCUCCCUGUAAUGCUGACAAUGGACCCCAACCCUCCAGCAAGCCAGGACGGGCCGAGGAGGGAGGCAGCGGCUGGGGGGGCCAGGGACCACCAACCAACUACCAGGACCGGACCCAAAAUCAGGGUACCUCUCAAGGCCUGUCAAAACCUGUCCCGAGCCAGCUUCAGCCAGCACCAGGGGGCCCGUCUCCUCCUGCCCAACCAGGCCUUCUUGUCCCUGCACCCCAGGAGAAUGAUGAAGAUGAGACUUGGCGUCAGCGCAGGAAACAGUCCUCCACUGAGAUCUCCGCUGCUGUGGAGCGAGCUCGUCGCCGCCGCGAGGAGGAAGAACGCAGGAUGGAGGAAGAGAGGCGCGCAGCCUGUGCAGAGAAACUCAAGAGGCUGGAUGAGAAGCAGCAACAGCAGCAGGGCAGCAACGCAGGAGGUGGUGGCAGCAGCUGUAAAAGCCCAAGCCUGGAUGGAAACUCUGCAGCUGCCCCAGCAGGCAGCCUUAGUCCAUCUAUUUCAGCCUCCUCCCCCAACAUCAGCCAGCCCCCAUCCCCUUGUGUGGACCCUGAAGAAUCUCCACAGUUGGUUGUCCAGCCAGGGUCCAGUCCUGAAAUUGGGGACCGACAGCGAGCCAGCAGCAACAGCAGCAAUGACUCAAGUGCAGAAGCCCAACCGUGUCCCCAGCCUCCUGUGUCACAGCCACCACAGCCUACGCUGGAUGUACCUUUACCAGCAGAAAAUAAGGAAGAGACCAUGGGCACGCCGCACAUCCGUGCAGGAAGUGUAGGUGAAAGAGGUGUUGACCCAGUCAAGAUUGAGAACAUUGGAGGGGGAGCAGGACGUCAAGCUGGUGGUCCUCCCGGCCAGGGCUACUCAAAGUACCAGAAGUCUCUUCCACCUCGAUUUCAGAGGCAGCAACAGGAACAGCUCCUUAAGCAGCAGCAGCAGUGGCAGCAACAGCAGCAGCAACAACAACAACAACAACAACAACAACAGCAACAACAGCACAGCCAGGCCUCACAAAGCCAGCUGUCCCCCCAGCCUCCCCAGGGUCCUUCACCAGGCUCAACACCCCAGCCGGGGCCUGGACCAAAGCAGGGUGGACCCAUGUAUCAACCCAGCAAUAUGGUGCGACCCCCACAACUGCCAAUGAAUUUCGACCCUCGCUGGAUGAUGAUGCCAUACAUGGACCCUCGCAUGAUGCAAGGCCGCCCUCCGCCUAUGGACUACUAUUCAGCAGGCAUGCACCCAUCUGGACUUAUUGGCCGUGAGCGGUCUGAUUCGGGGGGAUCUGGUUCAGAUGCCUUUGACAGGCAGCAACAGCACCCGGGUCACCCACACCGUGGGACCCCCCCUAUGGAUCCUAAGAUGGCCUGGGGUCAGGAGGUAUUCCCUGGCGGAGCGGAGGGCCGCGGGUUAACAUCGCCCCAUAGGCAGAAGCAGGCUUUGGAGGAUGACGAUGUGGCCAAAGGGCCCAGGAGUGACACUCCUCCACACCGCAUGCGUGAGGGCGGAUUGGGACCCAUCCAGCAGCCCGGUUCCACCCCUGGCGCACCCAAUCAAACUCCGCCUCCAGUUGGAACUCAAAUUGGAGGUCAGGGUGGCGGCCACCCUCAUCACUACAUGAGUGGGCGAGGCAACUUUAGCAACUUCCCUGACCAGGGUGCAAGGAUGCAUCCCCACCAGCAGCAGCAGCAGCAGAGGGGCGAGAGGGGAAAUCAGCCGCAUAGCUACCCCCAUCAGGAUGAAGGGCCUCCACGAGGGUCUCAGCAGGGGCAGAUAUGGGGAGCCCCACACCCUCACUAUGAUCGCAAUGGUCGUGCUGAUCACCCCGCUGUUGAGAGCAACUCUCAUGUCCACCACCAUCACGGCCACCACCCCCAGCAGCCUCACUACUCUCUCCACCCCCACAAACCAGAGAACAGCCGAGACAGAGUGCUUGAGGCUCCUGCUAAGAAGACCGACUCUUCUGCCCCCAUCCACCAACCUUCACUCUCCUCCUCGUGCUCUUCCUCCUCCUCCUCUUCUGCCAGGGAAGAUGGCAAUGUAAAAGGUGCCCUGCAUCAUCACCCAUCCCAGAGAGAGAGUGAAGCUGUUGUUGUGCACACUCAUGGUGAAAGAGGCAACAGUGCUAACGGCAGCAGCCUUGUGAAACAGGAGAAGACGGGCCCAGCAAUCUCCCCUAGCCCACCUCCCUCUCAACAUGGCAGUCAUGCUCAGCCGCAGCAACACCACCCUCAUCCUAAAUCAAACCAAAGAGGGGGGCGGGAGCACAAGACUGAGACCCAGUGGGGCCCACGGCCUGGCAGCAGCAAUACAGGUGGGGGGUCCUCUCAUGGUAGAAGGGCCAAUGCAGGAGGUGGCAACAACUCUCGUGGAGGCGAGGACUCCUCCAACACUCCAUCCGACCACAAACCCUCCCACCAGACAGGAGGCAGCAAUCCAAAUAGGAGGGCCGGUCCCAUUAAGAAGCCAGUGCUUAAGGAGAUUAAGAGAGACGUAGGGGAAGCUGAUGGAGGAGAAAAAACAAGCUUUGGGAAAGAGAAAGAUGGUGGCCAACGUGCCUCCAUAAAGCAGGAAUCCUCCGCCUCGCAGAACCCAUCCGCUCCAUCGAAGGAUGAACCAGCCCAGACAGCCAAAGCCAGGAAUGCAGGAAAAGAACGAUCCUCAGGAGGAGGCGGGGUUGGGUCUGGGAGAGGGCCUAAAGAUGUAGACACCACUUUUUCAGGUCCCUCCUCCAGGAGGGACAGGGACCGCUCCUUUGAGAGAGGAGGGGGCCCCUCACACAAUCAUGGAGUUCCUGCCAAAGGCAGCCGUGCCAGUCGCGGACGAGGAGGAGAGUUCUAUGGGCGCGGCCGUGGUUACCGUGGCGCCUACACGGCUCCCGCCGGCCCCAUUGGUGCUAGUCGGGGCAGAAUGGGUGGAAGGAGUGGCAGAGACUACCGGCCAUCUGUUGGCGGUAGCCACCACCAUGAGUCCAAGGGCGAGGGGGCCUGUGUCAGGCACGGUCCGGAUCGGUCCCAGCAUAACCCAGCCAGGGCCAGGAACCGAAGUGAAACCCGCAGUGAGGGUUCAGAGUAUGAGGAAAUCCCUAAGAGAAGGAGGGAAAGAGGUUCAGAGACUGGCAGUGAGAGUGGUGCAAGUGACCAUGGUCCCUCAGACAAGGAAGACCCCCAGAAAAUCAUCACCAAGAAUGGUCCUGAGCAUGCCAACACCACUGGCAGCAGCAACAUUUCAUCCGCACCUUCUAGAGGUUCCCAGGCCCGCGUCUUCACUCCCAGGGGUGUACCCUCAAGGAGGGGCAGGGGUGGUGGCGGCGGCGGCGGCGCAGGAGGCGGUGGCGGAGGAGGAGGAAACAUCUAUAGAAGCGGUGGUAAUAUAGGAGGACAUUCUGGAGGGCACCGGGUUGGACCCAGCUCAGCCUCUCACGGAGGGUCCUCAAAGUCAUCGGCCUCAGCUAGAAAGCAGCAAGGCCCGCCACAGACCUCUGGGGCCAAGGACAGGGGAGGAAAUGGAGCCGAGAAGAAAGAAAAGAUAGCUGAUGCAAGUCAAACUCAAAGCCAGGCGUCCAAUCCCCCUCAGCCGCUCUUGCCUGCCGCAGCUCCCACCUCCUCAGCUUCCACUGAAAAUGGAGUUGUGAAUCAGCAAGCUUCAACCAACCCGGCCCCAAACUCCAGAGCGCCGAAUGCGCUCCCUCUUCCCAUUAACCGAGGGUUCCCCCCCAGCGGGUUUGAGCGACCAGCUCGACGUCGGCGUCACGGGCGUUCCCAGCAUCAGCAGGAUAAGCCCCCCCGCUUUCGGAGGCUGAAGGAGCGAGAGAAUGCUGCACGUAUCAACGGAGGAGUUGGGGUCAUCGGAGGAGGACGGCCCUCCUCUCCUACCCUCAAUUCAGUUCAGGACAGUAAUGGAGCCCCCGUCUCUGCUCCUGUGACAAGCAAUGCCCAAAAUGCUAACCACAACAAUACAUUAAUUGCCAACAAUAACAGUGGCGGCGGGCAUGUUAACAAUGCAAAUAGCCACCACCAUCACCACUACAACCAGGGCACCGCUGGACAGACCCAGCACCACCAGAGCCAUGGAGCGAAGUCCCCCGACUUCACCAACCAGAACUCGGACCAGGCCAACGAGGAGUGGGAGACCGCCUCUGAGAGCAGCGACUUCACAGAGUUCAGAGACCGGGAGGGGGGAGGUGGGGGAAAGCCCUAUCCCUCUCACCAUCCCCACCACCUAGGAAGGGGCGGUGGAGGUGUCGUCGACCGUGAUAUGGCAGGAAAGGAGCCCUUGGCUAAUAAAAGAAGCUUCUCUAGCCAGCGUCCUGGCAUGGAACGACAGAACCGAAGGGUCAACCCUGGAGGAGGUGGAGGAGGGGGAGGAAGAGGUCCCCGAGGGCCCCCCGGUGGCGGCUCCGGCGGGCCUGGCAAUGGUGGUGGCAACCGCGGGGAUCGGCGUGGCAACUGGCUCUCCCCGAAAAACCGGAAGUGAUGAAAUAUUUCAGAACUUUUCAGAUGAAUCCCACCCACAUUAAAAACCCUCACAUCGAAUCCCCUUUUGAUAAUUACUUCAUGGUUUAUCUGUUGGCAUCCCUAAUCUAUUAGUGCAUUGUACAGUAAAUGGAGAUGGUAUUCAAAUUCACCUCAACCCCCCCCGCUCCCCGACCCCGGUGAUGUCUCGCCCUCUGCACUCAGUCUACUAUCUACCGUCCGUUAUUGUACAUUUUUCCGUUUGUUCCCUCUCGCUUUCUGUUAAGUUUUCCUCCCUCCCUCAAUAAUUUCACCCCAGUUGGAUUUGACAAGCAUGCGGUUCUGCAAAUGAUGCACGUUGUUUGUCAGAGGACAUUCACACAAAGCUACACACACACACACACACACUUGCAUAUACAAGCACAAAUAUGACAUAUUUACAAACACAGAACACAUGCAGUCAUGUGGUUGCAUAAUGAUCACAUUUGAAUUGGCGGAAAUGUUUGGAUUGGACAAAUUUUUAUAUUUAUGUACCUGUGUAUAUUUCUACCACACUUUGGCCUUGGGUGGUAUUAGGUAGUGCAGUUCUGCAUUACUUCCCUCACAAAGGGAAAGUGCAGCAUCAUAUUUUAACGAGAACAAUGUACCAUAACAUGUUUUGUUUCUGUCUUCUUCCUCUGGCCUUGUGUCGGGUUGAGUUUCACCCUCUAGGAAAUGUUAGGGGUGUGUUUUUCCUUUUUUCUUUUCUAAAAAGCAGGUCAUUAAAAUACCUUUUUUAAAUCUAAAUUCCUUAAUUCCUCCUUUUACUGACUUUUUGGUUUCCCACAAGUGUUUCUCUGAUUACUGUGAUAGGACCCACUGACGUACUACUUAUCAGUGCUUCACAUGGAUGACCUGCUCAGACAUUUAAUUACAUAUUGGUUGGCCCUUCUUUCUUUUUUUCUUUUUUUUAGAAAAUAAAGGCUUUUUCUGCCUCAUCGUAGCAUCUUCCUUACCUGCAAGAGUUCUGCAUAACUCAAGUUUUCCCAAGUUUUAUUCUCUCAUGUGAGCUUUGUUUACCUAAUGAAGACUGUAUUGCUAGCUUAAUGGCUUCAUUUUAACAUCCAUUAUUUCAUCAGUGACUUCCAUUUUUAAAGGAACACUGUAGGGACUUUCCCUCUGAUGAAAUACCUAUGAAUCUUGUAAGACGGGAGGGAGAAAUGUUGAAUAAACAUGUAGGAUAUGAUAGAAUAAAGAAAAAAGGUUUGACUUUCAUAAAAAUUGUCUAUGCUUUCAAUAGGUAUUUGAAUAUGUUCUAAUAAGCACUCCUUGUAUAUCAAAAACCCACGGUUGGUGUUUCAAAUGUUUUUAUUUGGGUUCUUUUUUUUUUAGCGUGCGUGCAAGUUACAUGUGAUGCAACCGGACAGGUACUCUGUCUGGGCCCAGAGUACAGAGCCAGCCCGAGUAUUGUACCAUUUAUACUGCACCCCCUCUGUGCUCCUCUGGAGACUCUUCACACUCAUACCAAGAAAGAACUAUACUACAGAGAGCUCCUUUUCUGAGGCAGUAUUUAUUUGUAACCCCCCCCCCCCCCCCCCCCCUCCAAUGCGCAUGUUCUCCUAAUGGCUGUUUUAGGACAUGUUGGCAACCAGAAGCCCAAACUAAUUGAAUUCAGGUCAAUGAUGACGAGCUGUCACGUGAGUUUCCUUACAGUUCACUCGCGGGAAAUAAUGCCAACCUGGAGUGUUGAGAAGAUAUUGGGUUGAUGUUGGGAUAACACUUGUUUGUAUCGUACAUGAAAGACGUAAAAUGGCACACACAGACAUCCAAGGGGAACUUUAAAAAGAAAAGUGAUUUAUACACCUGCAUCAAUUCUUACACUGCUGUAAGUUGGGGUUUGUGUUUGUAUACUGAAAACAGUUUGAAAUCGUCUCUGGGAUGUUGUGAGUAGGGCAUUUGAUUUUGUGUAUGUGUGCGUGUGUGGCAUGUGUGCGUUUUUCUGCUGUUUGUGUAAUAACUCGGGGAAAGAGGGGUGGACCAGAGGGGUUAUCAUGAAUGGCAAGCACUUUCUGCCUUGUUUGCCCACACUUGAUUUAGCAAUUCUCAUUAUCAAGACAAUUCUACUGUUUCUUGAAUACAUUCACAUGUAUACAUCCAGCUGUGUGUAUAUGAUCAUCAUCAACCAAACGAAUAACAAGCAGCAGACAACCUCACCCGUUCCAUUUCUUUUGUUGUGUGUCAUUUAACCAUACAUUGUUCUGCAGGCAAAUGAAGCGGGACAUGUUUUGAUUAUCUCACUUCUCAGCGUGAACACGCACCCAUGGGUGCUGCUUGCCCUGCCUGGUUUAUACAUUGCUACACUUAACACUGGCUCAAAGAGUCCUCCAUCCCUCCUUAACUCUUAAUGUUGAAGUGCGCAUUAUUUUAAAAGAAAAACCAGUGUAUUCCAGGAAACAAUUAUUUCAAAGAUUGUACUGUGUUUUCAGCAUUACUAAGGUACCUGGAGUGGUUUAAACUUUUUUUUUUUUCCUAUUUGUGGUUUUAUUAAUGGAACCAUAAUAUACACAUGUGUAUGUAUAUUGGUAUGUAUUGUCUACCCCAACUUACAUUCCCACAAACAAAUGUUGCCAUGUUUAGUUCAAGGGAGCAAUGUACAAGCAGAGAAGUGUCUUAUUAUAAUAAAGUUAUACAGAGAAGGCAAAGUUAAAUAAACUACUUUUGAUUUAAUGGAAAA
Messenger RNA from Pungitius pungitius (ninespine stickleback), 8598 nucleotides. It is a transcript of the gene prrc2a, whose product is annotated as proline-rich coiled-coil 2A. The record is from RefSeq and is a predicted model, not a curated record. Bases 166 to 5907 code for a protein of 1913 amino acids. Lineage: Eukaryota; Metazoa; Chordata; Actinopteri; Perciformes; Gasterosteidae. The transcript has 16 exons. Gene Ontology annotation, biological process: cell differentiation.